AUGUCGGCUCGCUUUCCAUACCUUGGCGGGGUCGUGAUGACCGUGACCGCCGUUUUCUACAUGAUCUUGAAGGGACCUCUGCCGGAGGCAUGGGUGCCCGGCGACAUUGGUGAAUACUGCAACGCUGCGCGCAACUUUGUACAGAUGCUAACACCUUUGGAGCCCUACCAAAUUCGAUACCAAAACCUCACAACCCAGGAUGUCUGCAGGGAGGCUGCGAAACACUCGCGGCCAGGGGACGACCAUCAACCUGUACUUGACGAACACGAGCCCUGGGGUUGCCUGAGUGAAGAAGAUGAUGCCCGACACACAGAAGGGAAUAUUGGUGGCCCUCGCCAUGAAGUACACGACUACCAGGCGGGGCCGGGGACGAUGCGGAGCACACGUUCCCGGGCAAGCGAGGGCAUUGAGGUGAGUGGAGGUGAAGAACAGGGUGCUCUAGAAUGCCAAGACGAACCCGUCGAAAAGGAGAAGGCUCGCCCGGCAAUGGUGAAGAUGGCGAGGGCGAUGGACUAUGCGCGGGGAGAGAAGAGGGGCGUGACCACCCUGGACUUUCAGGGGGAGAACCACACGGAUGUUGUGUAUGCCCGGGUGAAGACGCACUUCUUGACCUCCGACCUCGAGCUGACCACCGCAGGGGUCUUCCACAGCCCUCCAACGUCUGGAAAUGAACCGGACAGCACGGAUGCUGCCAUCGAGAGGUGGGUUGAACUCCUGGGAUUCUUGGACACGACCGGGGGAAGCCUGCCCACCAUGGUGCCAGAGGAUGUCCAACACUCGGUGGUGACGGCCAUUGGAAGAAUGGGCGACCGUGCCAGAGGAUUGAUGCUGCGGAGCCUCCCUCAAUGCCUCAACCUCAUCCAGGACGAGCUGACCCAGCUCAUCAACCAGGUACAGAGCCUGACGGAAGAGGACCCGCUACCCACCCCGGAGCCGGGGGAGGAGGAGAUGUGCCGACAACCAAUGAAUGCCCGUGAAGUUGAUGAUAUGGUGGAGGUCGUCCUCGACCCUGAGGUUGUCGAGGAAAGUGAGGAAGAGCUUUGGAUGCAGGUGUAUACCCGACAGCACCGCAAACAAGGGGGAGAAGAUCGUGCCAAGGAUCUGGAAGACCUCUGUUUCAUGCAGCACCCGCCUCCACGUACCAAGACGGCGCCGAUGGAUGAGCCGGCCUGGUGCUCCACCGCCAGGGCUGGGCUACGGUUCCUCAUGCAGCAAGGCAGGGGGGAUAUGGCGAUUCGGCGGCUAAGGGAUCUGCUGAGGAGGUGUCCGGAUGAUGGGGUCAGGGAUCGUGCACUACGAGAACUACCAGCCGUCCUACGAGUGCGCAAAGAGCCGGAGGCGAGUGAGGGGGAGACCAAACCGGUCGCAUGUGAGGAAUGGACAGACGCGAUCUUCAGGCAGCUGGGAGGUGACCUCCACAACUUGGACCCCGAUCCACCGGAGACGACAGUGACCUCCAGCGAGGCCGGGCCCAGCGCAAGCUCCGGGGACAGACCGCGCCUCCCCUUCGAGAUAUUUCACGCGGCGCACAUCUGGCCCAAUGGAUCGUAUUCGACCCGUGAUGAUUUGGUGCGGGCGGGAAGAUGGGACUUACUGCACGAGCCACCUCCUUCGGGGGGGAAUAUGGUCAUGGUUGACUCCCAUGGGACACCGGCGGCUAGGCAGUCGAGCCACCAGCGACAGGGGCACGAGGAGCAGGAGGAAGCCACAUCCCUGAUGUCGGUUGGUCCACUGUGGCUAGCGCUGCCGACAGUGGCCCGGGGGUUUGACGAACCCUGGCAGGGGGAGACCUCUCCAAACUGGUGGUGGGAGGCUGUGGACGACUUGAGGGACUUGAUGGACAGAGGCGCCGACGAGUACGACCUUGCCCAUCGACUGGAGGACUCACUCCGAGCAGAAGGGGACGAGAGGAUGACAGAGGACAACCUCAUCUACACGAACGGGCUGAUUCGAGCCAUGUGGCUUCAUCAAGAGCACGUCAGCCCGCCCCUGCACAACUGGCGAGGAACUCCGGGCGAGGUAGAGGUAACUGAACUCCUGAGGACAAUCCUGAAACGGAUCAAGGACCACUGGUACUGGCAAAUCUGCCCAAUUGCGAUGGAGCACAGGGCGGAAGAAGCUGAGCUGGACCAGUCGCGGUCCCCCCAACGACGCGGACCAGCUCUUUGGUUUCCGCCGCCCGCACAGGAGGAGACGGCCCUCAUGCAGACGAGCCUCACCAAGCUCAUGGGCGAGUGCGAGGCACUCCUGGCCAGCUACGUCGACGGUGAACUCCUCCAAGAAGCACCCAGAGGGGAUGAUCUCGACUUCGUGGAGGCGUGGUGGGCAGACCUCCGAGCAGCUCUCGACCAUGAUGUGGGGCAAGAGCAAACCCAGCUGGAUGCCAUGACGGCAGCGGCGAGCGCAGAGUCUCCUCCCAAUCCUCCCUCACUGGAGCAGGACCGCGCAAAACAAGAAGAGGAGCAUGAACGUGAGGAAGAGGAGCAGAUGGAGCUCGACCGCCAAAGAUGGAACGAUUACAUGGACGAAAAGGAAGCGGAGAACGAGGCGAACCAGGUGUUGGAACAAAAGAAGAGCAAGGCCUGCCAAGAGUGGGAUGACUGGGCAAUGUGGGAUGCCCUCCACGCAGCUCCCCCUCUACGCCGGCGACGCAUUGAGGUGACCGUGACCCCCAGGAACAGUCAGGCUGCCUCUUCGAGCGACUGUCCCACUCCUGCUGUGGCUCACAUGAACGUCGACUGGGACCCGUCGUGGGGGUUGGACAUACGGGUCCAAGUGGCACCUGAAGGCACGUCGAGGACCUCACGACCUCAACCUCCAGCUCGAGACCCACCGAUACCUGCAGUUUUGCCGGAAGGAAGUGUGGCAAUGCAGGCGCAGGCGGAGGCGACGGGCAGCAAUGAGGAGGUGCACGAAAGGGGACAACAUAGCAGCAAUAUGGACCUACGAGAAACUGUGCCCUGGGGAGGUACAGAGGUAAACGACUCCCUAAACGAGGUGGAGCUUGCAGGUUGCGAGGCCUUUGCAGCUGACUUGGCGAAGGAGUUUGAGUCGAAGGAGGCCGAGGAGUACGAGCAGAUGACGGAGUUGGAGAAGUUCAAGCUGCAACGACGUGAGGAGGAGGGAGACCGAGUGCUAUGGGAGGAAAAUGAACGGCGAAAAGCAUGGGAAGCGGAGUUGGUGAAGCGGGCAGAGCAGCAGUUCGAGACAUGGCAGAAGACGGAACAGAAGGGGGAGACUGCUGGCUGA
This is a messenger RNA of Symbiodinium sp. CCMP2456, 3249 nucleotides long. Lineage: Eukaryota; Dinophyceae; Suessiales; Symbiodiniaceae. The record is from the annotation of a GenBank genome assembly.